GUCAGAAAACACGAGCCUCAAGCUGAGGGACGCAGUUCGGGUCUGAGGUGUGGAUCUGAGGAAGGAUGGAGGCACUGAAGGUGGAAAAGUUCACGACUGCCGACCGGGGAAACGGGCUGCGUGCUGUGGCUCCACUGCGCCCCGGGGAGCUGCUCUUCCGCUCCGACCCCUUGGCUUACACUGUGUGCAAGGGGAGUCGUGGCGUAGUCUGCGAUCGCUGCCUCCUGGGGAAGGAAAAGCUGAUGCGGUGUUCUCAAUGCCGAAUUGCCAAAUACUGCAGUGCCAAGUGUCAGAAAAAAGCCUGGCCGGACCACAGGCGGGAAUGCAGAUGUCUUAAAAGCUGCAAGCCCAGAUAUCCACCGGACUCCGUGAGACUUCUGGGCAGGGUUGUCGUCAAGCUGAUGGAAGAAAAACCCUCAGAGUCAGAGAAACUUUAUUCAUUUUAUGAUCUGGAGUCCAAUAUUAGCAAACUCACUGAAGAUAAGAAAGAGGGCCUGAGGCAACUUGCAAUGACAUUUCAACAUUUCAUGAGAGAGGAAAUCCAGGACGCGUCUCAGCUGCCGCCUUCUUUUGACCUUUUUGAAGCGUUUGCAAAAGUGAUCUGCAAUUCGUUCACCAUCUGCAAUGCAGAGAUGCAGGAGGUCGGCGUUGGCCUGUACCCCAGUAUGUCUUUGCUGAAUCACAGCUGUGACCCCAACUGCUCCAUCGUAUUCAACGGGCCCCACCUCUUACUGCGUGCAGUUCGAGAAAUUGAGGCAGGCGAGGAGCUCACCAUCUGCUACCUGGACAUGCUCAUGACCAGCGAGGAACGCCGGAAGCAGCUGAGGGACCAGUACUGCUUUGAGUGUGACUGCGUCCGAUGCCAGACCCAGGACAAGGAUGCUGACAUGCUAACGGGUGACGAGCAAAUAUGGAAGGAGGUUCAAGAGUCGCUGAAGAAAAUCGAAGAGCUGAAGGCGCACUGGAAGUGGGAGCAGGUUCUGGCUCUGUGCCAGGCGAUCAUAAACAGCAAUUCCGACCGGCUUCCCGACAUCAACAUCUACCAGCUGAAGGUGCUCGACUGUGCCAUGGAUGCCUGCAUCAACCUGGGGAUGCUGGAGGAGGCGCUGUUCUAUGCCAUGCGCACCAUGGAGCCUUACCGGAUUUUCUUCCCUGGAAGCCAUCCCGUCAGAGGUGUGCAAGUGAUGAAAGUUGGCAAGCUGCAGCUCCAUCAAGGCAUGUUUCCCCAAGCCAUGAAGAAUCUGAGGCUGGCCUUUGACAUUAUGAAAGUGACCCACGGCCGAGAACACAGCCUGAUUGAAGAUUUGAUUCUUCUCAUGGAAGAAUGUGAUGCCAACAUACGAGCCUCCUAAGGACCCCCAGAAGGACGGGGAAGGUGGCGCACCCUCCAUCAAACGCCUUACUGAGGUCACACGCUCUGUGGUAUUUGCUGUGUGGACCUCCUGGAGAAAUUGCCAAUGUGUUUAUGUGGGUAAAUGUGUUUAUGUGGCAUGUCGUGAGAAGUCUUACUCGUGAUAGAGCAGAACCAUUACAAUAAAUACAAAAGACGAGUCCAAAAUGACACUGGCAACUUGGCUUUGCCCAUUCUUGGGUGGUUUUGAUGGUUAAGAUGUCAACAUUGGAAACAGGAACUUUCCAAAAGAACAAUGAAAUUCCAGGCAGCACUCGAGAGGCAGAGGCAAGUGGAUCUCCAUGAGUUCGAGGCCAGCCUGGUCUACACAGUGAGUUACAAGACAGGCAUAGCCUUGUAGAGAGAUCCUGUUCCAGAAACAGAACAAAAAUAGGGUAGAAUAUGUUCAAGUUUCCUCUAUGUGUAUAUAUAGAAGUAAAUGGAUAAAAGUAAUCAUUUUCACAUAUACUUUUAAACACAAGUGUAUAUCAAGAUUUUUUUUAUUGUUGUACUUUUAUCUUAGCUGAGAUGUCUUAAUUGUACUUAUUAACGUGGUUCACUGUGAUAUUUCUAUAUCUGAAUAUACACACAUGGCGCCCACUUGUCACUGAGGAACUCUGGCCUUCGUUUAUUUUCCUGCCUCCAUGGUUCACCGUUUCUCACACCCCACCCCAACUCCCUCCUGACUCUUACACAGGAGGGGGAAAGCACAGUACUUGUCUCUGUCUCCGCCUUAUUUCCCUUUGUAUAAUUUCCUCCAGUUCUUUCCACUCUGCCGCAGCUGACAGAGGUUCACUCUUCUUUAUGGCUGAGUAAUAGCCCAUUAUUUGUAUGUACUUGGUACAUAUUGGCAAGCACCUGUGGUAACUGUAGCCUUGGCGAUUAUGAAUGGCUUCACAGUAGACAUGUCAAGCAAGUAUGUUUGGGUUUAAUUUCCCUUUGACAUACACCUAGAAGUGGGAUGGCUGGGUCCCGUGGUGGUACUCUUUUAACUUCUUAGAUGAACCUCCUCCAUACUCUCUUUGGCUUUAGGUUCCCAUCAAUAGCAUAUGAGAGUUCCUGUUCUCCAUGUUCACGUCAGCAUUUGUUAUAGGUUUUUUUUCUUGCUUUGCUGUUAGCUUUAAUCACAUUUUAACUGGCGUACAUGAUAUUUCAUCAUAGUUUCGAUUUCCCUGAUGACCAAUGGUAUUGAUUGUGCCUCGUGUAUUUGUGACUGCUCGGAACAGUUGUUCACUUUGUAAUCAGAUUCUUGCUUUUUUAAUUCCUUACCUGUUAUAAAUAUACUAUGUAUUGUGGAUAUGACUCCUUCACUGGGAGGGUGGUUGGCAGACAGUUCUCUAGUUCUGUAGAUUGUCUUUUCCUCUGCUCUUUUGUGUGCUGUACAGAGAACUUCAGUGUAAUUGUCCGUCUUCGGUUCUGAUCCCUUCGCUUCUAUAAUCACAUAAAGCCAUUACUUAUUCCAGCUUCUACGAUACUCCAUUGCCCUUACUGACGUGUUCCCAUGCAUGUUCCCAGCUUGAUCUUGCAUUUGGUCUUUGGUCCAUCAUGAGCUGAGAUCCCUCCAUCGUGAAAAGGUUCAGUUUCCGUCUUGCCUGUGGCUGUCUGCCUUGCCUGCACACUUUGUUGAAGAGGGAGCCACACAGCCUUUGUGGUUUGGGCACCUUUGUCAAGGAGGAGCUGGUUCUAUGCUUGCGGGCGUACUUUUGGGCUCUCCGUUCGGUCCCACGGGUCCCUUGAUCUAUGGCCAUGCCGUUUCUGCUGGCACGGCUCUGCAGUAUGCCUUGCAAUCAGGUGCCAUGCUGCCUCUGGCCUCACUGGCUUUGCUCGGGAUGAUUUUGUCUGUCCUGAGUCUGUUCUGAAGAAGCAGAAUUCUGAAACAUUGCCUUUACUCCUCUGCAAUGAAUAACUACGUGUUAUUUCCUCCUGAAUGCCUCUCCAACACAGGAACCAUCAUCUCAAAUCCUAGGUCUAGGCCAUUUCCGACAUCACUGGGAAAACACUGUAAGGCUCACACAAAAAGGACAAGAUACUGAAGUUAACUCUUUGUAUAAAUCUUUGCUGUGCUUUGUAAUUCUUUGUGUGUGUUAAAAUCUUCUUAACCCCUUUUCUUCUGUAAUUGCUUGAGUCUGUGCUUUGGUGUGCUGGUGGGCGGAGCACAGAGCUCUAUUGCCCUGUAGUAAACUGUGUUCUCGUUUUCAUUCACCUUAGCCUGGCUUCCUCUGCUUUUGUUGUCUUUUCCAUUUCCCCAACCCCUUGGCCUGCUUCUCUAUCUUUCUGCUUUAGAAAAAUAACAAAAAUGUUUCCCUUGUCCAAAAAAAUAAGUUGAGCCUUGUAUGGCUCACUGGUCCUGGAAGCAGUGUGGUCCUUCCUGUUCCGGUGAGAUUCUGGUAGUAAACCAGGCCGGUGGGGCUGCUGCAGAUGAAAUGGUUCUUAGAUAGUAGGCCCCCAUCCACUCCUUCUGUUACAGGGAUACAGGUGCAGGGCGUGAAGGCAGAACCCAUAAUAGUGGCCCUCCGAGGGAGGGAGGCAGAAGACACUGUCAAAAUGACACAUGGUUGUCAGAGCCUGAAGGGGUAGACCUUAAGUUAGAGCAAAGAAAGCUGACAGCAGGAAACUGGGACCCACCUGACCAACAUCUGGUGCCAUGGAAACGAUGACAUGUUUAGGGUGUCCUGAGCUCCAGGGCCGUUUCCUAAGGUUGCUCCUGCUCAUGCCCCAGCUGUCAUGCAGCCAGCACAUCCCUAAGGCAGUGCUGUCUCUGCUAGCCACAGUAGCAUAUAGUGGGCAUCUGAAGGCCUUUUCACGAGUGAGGAAAGAAGUCUGACGUCAGGUGCACUAGAACCCCGCCCCAGAUUUGCUAAGUAACUCUGAGAGGACCUUGACUUCAGCCUUUUGAGAGGCCAGUUAUAUCCAAUUCAUCAGAUAUGUAUUAAAUGAUUCUGAUGUUUUCAGGAAAUGUGCACACAAAGGCCAAAUAAAACUUGCAUGACCUCCCAAAUGUAUACUGAGAGAAC
Molecule: messenger RNA, 4404 nt
Organism: Mus pahari (shrew mouse)
Lineage: Eukaryota; Metazoa; Chordata; Mammalia; Rodentia; Muridae
Gene: Smyd3
Product: SET and MYND domain containing 3
Exons: 12
Coding region: 66-1352 (428 amino acids)
Cellular component (GO): nucleus
Molecular function (GO): protein binding; histone H4 methyltransferase activity
Source: RefSeq, a predicted model, not a curated record